CUCAAACUGCAAUUUUACGUACUAAAUGCAAAAGGAAAGGAUUAAAAAUAUUAUAAUUAAGAAGAUAACGGACAAACAGUUUUUAAAAAAUUUUUAAUAUUUGCAUGUGUUAAACGAACAUUCACAUGUUAAACGAUAACAGGAGUGUUAAAGCGGGAUUGCAACAAAAUAUUUGAAAUAUUACAUAAAAUCUUUGUAUAACAGAUAACUGUAUAUACAUAUGCACAUACACAUAUGUAUAUGAUUACGGCCAUCUAACGUGAUUAAAAAAAUGAAAAUUCGUAUAACAGAAAAUAACACAAAUUUUUAAAUAAAAAUAUUACAAAAGUGUUAUACCCUUAAAGUAAUAUUAUUGAAUUGAAAAUAUUAAAAAGAAAAAUUAGUAUAAUAGAAAAAAAAAUUAUUACAGUAUAAAAUUUUUAAAUUUAAUAAUUUUAUUUUUUUUUAUUUCUUUUUUUUUCCUUUUUCAUAAUUUUAUUAAUUGUGUGUGUUAAAAUUUGAAUAUGUAUAGCUUAUAAUCAUAUUUUAAAUAAUUACAUAUAAAAAAAAUAAUUUGUUAUACAUAUUAAAUUUUUUUUUUGCAAAUUAAUUAAGAACGUUUUAAAGUUGUAUAAAAAUUAUAUAAGAAUAUUGCAUAAGAGUUUUGAAUAUUAUAAAAAUUUUUUAUAUUGAAGAAUUUUUAAUUUUAAAAAAGCACUUUCGGUUUUCUUUUCGAACAUCUACACAUAUGUUAUACUCCGUUAUAUGAAAUUAAAUUAAUAAUAUAAAAAUAUUUUAUUUGGAUACUAUAACUGUUCUGGAUUAAGUAUUUCUUCAUUUUUUUAUGUAAAGAUUUAUCAUCAUCAUUGCAACAUGACAUUUAUUUUUGGUAUAUUAUUAACAACAUGGACAGUAUGCUUUGCAUUGCCAGAUGUACACAAACAGAUGACAAUAGGACAAUUACAAUCAGUAUUUCAUGUUGAUAAUAUUGAAUCUGUUCCAAAAUAUGAGCUAAUACAAUUGUUACAUCAAUUUGAUGAUGGUAAUCAAAAUGUAUCACCAUCUGAAGUUGUUGGUCAUAGUGUAAGGAAAAGACGUAGUAUUACAAAUCAUAUGGAAAUUAGUGGUAAAAAUGUACAUCAUGUUAAAAAAGAUUUAAGUAAAUCACCAUAUUAUAGUGAAUUAAAACAAUUAAUUAAAGAACAAAAUAAUAAAAAUAGUAUAAGUGAUAAUAGUUAUAGUGAGAAAUUAAGAAAUUUAGAUUUAAGUGAUUUAAAGGAGCAUAAUGUGUCAUUUAGUGCAUUUGGUGAACACUUAAAUUUAACAUUAAAAAAAACUGAAGGUUUAUUUAAAGAUGGUCCAAAUUCAUUACGUAUGUGGACUGUACGUAGUGAACCAAAUUCAACACAAGGUGUUGAGUAUGAAGAAAUUGUAGAUGAGGAACCUAGUGCAAGUGAAGAGAGUCAAGUGGGUGAAGUAUAUCAAGAUGAAAAUAACAUGGCAGCAAUUUUAAUGCGGCGACAUUUACAAACUGGCGAUUUAAUUAUGGAAGGAAGUAUUGGACAUGAAUUAGUAAUAAAACCUUUACCACAUGAAUUAAGUCCUAAUAAAGAUAAAGCACAUCAUGUUAUAUAUAAGAGAUCUUUAGCAGAAAAUGAUCAAUUAAGUGAUUUUGCUUAUAUGGAACCAGAUCAAUUUGAACAACGUUACCGAAAGAAGAGAUCAUCAAAAUCAUCACAAUCAAAAUGGUCAGAUAGUGAUGAUGAUUUGAUAGCAUCCGAAACAAAUUUAGAUAAUUCAGAAAUACAAGGAAAUUUAGAAAAUGAUAAAACAUCAUCAUUAAAUGCAGAACAGGAUGAUGCAGAAACAGCAGAAUCACGUAGAAAUAAACGCGCAGCGCCAUAUAUUAUCUAUCCAGAAAUUUUAGUCAUCGUGGAUUAUGAUGGUUACAGAUUACACGGUGGAGACAAUGUUCAAGUUAAAAGAUAUUUUGUAUCAUUCUGGAAUGGCGUUGAUCUUAGAUACAGAUUAUUGAAAGGUCCAAGAAUACGUAUCAGUAUAGCUGGAAUUAUCAUUUCAAGGGGUAGAGAUGCGACACCAUAUCUUGAAAGAAAUCGUGUAGGAAGAGAUGCGAUUGAUUCUGCUGCAGCUUUAACGGAUAUGGGAAAAUAUUUAUUCCGUGAAAGGAGAUUACCUGUUUAUGAUAUUGCUGUUGCUAUUACAAAACUUGAUAUGUGCAGAAGAAAUUAUGACUACGGUGAAUGUAAAAGAGGGACUGCAGGAUUUGCUUAUGUUGGAGGUGCAUGUGUUGUAAACAAACGUCUUGAAAAAGUCAAUAGUGUUGCUAUCAUUGAAGAUACUGGUGGUUUCAGUGGAAUUAUUGUAGCAGCACAUGAAGUUGGUCAUCUUUUGGGAGCUGUUCAUGAUGGCUCACCACCACCAAGUUAUUUGGGUGGACCAGGUGCUGAAAGAUGUCGAUGGGAAGAUGGUUAUAUUAUGUCAGAUUUAAGGCAUACAGAAAGAGGAUUCAGAUGGUCACCAUGUACAAUACAAAGUUUUCAUCAUUUUUUAAAUGGUGAUACAGCAAGUUGUUUACAUAAUGCUCCACAUGAAGAUAGUGCUUUAGGACGUUCACUACCAGGAACAUUGUUAUCUUUAGAUGCACAAUGUCGAAGAGAUCGUGGAACAUAUGCUUGUUUUAAAGAUGAUCGUGUUUGUGCACAAUUAUUUUGUUUUGAUUCACAAACUGGUUAUUGUGUAGCAUAUAGACCAGCAGCUGAAGGUUCAUCAUGUGGCAACGGAGUGUAUUGUUUGGAUGGCAGAUGUGUAGCACAACAACCGAAUACAAUACCAGAUUAUUCGUCACAAUUUGCAUAUAGGACUUAUAAUUCAACAACAUCAUCAUCAUCCUCCUCAAUUAAUUCUUCUAUACAUAGUUCAGCAACAACUACACCAACAAUAACUACAUUAUUAGCUACAACAACAACAGCAACAACUACAACUAAUACGGAUGAUAAUAAUAAUAAUAAUAAUAAUAAUCACAAUAAUUUUAAUAUACCAACACCAAAAUAUUCAAAAUUUACAAAAUUAAUUCGAAAACAGCAUUUUGAAAAAUAUAAUUAUGAAACAGAAAACAAUAAUAAUAAAGACAAUAUAAAUAUAAAUAUACAUAAUAAUGAUAAUAAUAAUAAACAACAAAAUAAUGAUAAUGAUAAUAAUAAUAAUAAUGAUAAUUCUGAUGAUAUUAUUGAUCCUGAAACAAUAUUGGAAUUAAAAAAAGAAAUAAAUUUGAAUUUAAACAAUAAUGGCAAUAAUAAUAAUAAUAAUAAUAACAAUAAUAAUGAUAAUAAUCCAUUAAAUACAAAUUCACAUCAUACAUCAACAUCACCAACACAUAGAAGUUAUAUAUUUGGUGGUCGCUCAACAACACGUAGCCUAUAUUUUGAUCAAUAUUAUCGUAAAUUAACAACAACAACAAAAACCCCAACAUAUUAUAUUGAAAGUAUUGGUCAAUAUUUUAAAAAAACAAGUAUAAGCUCUAGUACAAGCAGUAGUACUGGUAAUACUAAUAAUAAUAAUAAUAGUAAUAAUAAUAAUAACAAUAAUAAUAAUGAUCAUAAUACUACUAUAUUACCACAAAGACAAAAUAGGCAACAACAACAACAUCAUCAAGAAUUAAUAUCUGAUUUACAUGUGAUACCAGCUACACAACAUCAGAAUCAUCCAUCAAUAUCAACAAAUUAUCUUGGUGAUAAUACAAAUAAUUUACCAGUUAAUAUAUCAGUUCCAGAUCGAAGGAUAGAAUAAAAAAAAUAAUAAGCACAUAAAAUAUUUUUCAUUUUAUUAUCGUAUAUAUAUAGAGAUUUGAACAUGGAGAAGAAGAAUAAGAAGGAGAAAAAGAAAAUCACAUACAAUUUCAUAUGUCAUUAAUUAUUUUAUUACUAUUAUUAUAUUCUUUAUCGUAAUUAUGUUUAAUUUAAUUUAAUUUAAAAUAUUUUAAUUUUUUUUUACAAUUUUUAAAUUAUUAUCAUAUAACAAAAAAGAAAGAAAAAAGCCAACAAAAAAAAGGACAACAAUAAUAUCAACUAAAAUUUAUUGAUUAAUUAAAAAUUAAUAAUUAAUUAUAUUUUUUUAAUUAUUAUUUUCAUUAUGUGUGCUCUACAAAUUCAUUAUAUAUUGAAAACUGUUAAACGUAUUUAAAUAUAUACAUAUAUAUAUAUAUAAAUAUAUAUAUAUAUAUAUAUAUAUAACUUUACUUGUUCUUGUUUUUCAACAAUAUGUGUGUAAAACAAAAAUAAAUGUAUAUAAAAAAAAAUAAUAAUAAUUAUAAUUUCAAAAUUGUUUUUUCAUCGAAUCGAGUACAAAAAAUUAAAAAUGUAUAACAUCUACAAAAAAAUCUCCCGCCUAAAAACAAAACACAACUACUACAUAUUCAAAAAAAAAAUUAUAUUUUAUAAUAAUCAAAUAUUGCGCGCUAAAAUAAAAUCGGCGGGAAGUAGCAAAAAUGACAAACAGCCUAAAAAAGAAAAAAAUUAUUUUUAAAUAUUAAUUUUAUUGAAUGAAAAUGUUAAUUAAUUGAAAAAUUAAAAAAACAAAAAUUAAAUGAAAAUUUUACCAACGAAAUUUAAUGUUUGCCAUUAUUUUAAAAAUAAUAGGUAGAUUUUUAUAUUUAUAUAAAAAUAAUAUUUUUUUUUUCUAAAACGAAUAUUUUAUAUAUGUAUGCAGAGUGAUUCAUUAUCAAAAUAAAAAAAUAUUUAAUUAGAUUUCAUAUAAAAACCUUUGUAUAUAAAACGGUUUAUUUUGUGUUACAAAUACUAAAACAUUAAAAUUGGGGCUUACUCUCAGUGUGGAGUCACUAAGUGUUAGUGAUAUUUAAUCACAAUAAUAAUAUUAAAUUUUUUACGAUCAUUAUCCCUAUAACUUAAUAAUUCGAUACUCAGAAUAAGCCCCAUUACUUUCUUAAUUAAUUUUGAAAAUCAGAGUAAUUUCAAAAUUCUGGGGGCAUAUGUAAAUUUAUUUAAUAUUGGAAAAACAUUCUAGUUCCUACUUUGCAGACAUUAAUGUGCUGUUGCUAAUCUUUUU
Molecule: messenger RNA, 5061 nt
Organism: Condylostylus longicornis
Lineage: Eukaryota; Metazoa; Arthropoda; Insecta; Diptera; Dolichopodidae
Product: A disintegrin and metalloproteinase with thrombospondin motifs like
Exons: 16
Coding region: 853-3786 (977 amino acids)
Biological process (GO): proteolysis
Molecular function (GO): metalloendopeptidase activity
Source: RefSeq, a predicted model, not a curated record